Diospyros lotus (date-plum) is the source of this 2466-nucleotide messenger RNA. Its product is annotated as CDPK-related protein kinase. Gene Ontology annotation, biological process: protein autophosphorylation; peptidyl-serine phosphorylation; intracellular signal transduction. Bases 248 to 2047 code for a protein of 599 amino acids. Gene Ontology annotation, cellular component: cytoplasm; nucleus. The record is from RefSeq and is a predicted model, not a curated record. The transcript is spliced from 11 exons. NCBI's taxonomy places the organism in Eukaryota, Viridiplantae, Streptophyta, Magnoliopsida, Ericales, Ebenaceae. Gene Ontology annotation, molecular function: calcium ion binding; ATP binding; calmodulin binding.
GUCUGUCUUCUUCCUCUCUCUUCUCUCUUUCUGAGCGAGUGAUAAUGGGAGGAUAGGAAUCUCUUUCUUUCUCAUACGAAAGGAAAAAGCUUUCCUCUCGUCUGUUUCCUGUUCUCAUUAUUACUCUCUCUCUCUCUCUCUCUCUCUGCGUGAAGAACAACAAAGUGGAAGGAAGGCCCUGCGAUUGGAUCCCAUGAACUGAAUUUGCACCAAAUGCCAUCGGACCUCUGAGACGCGGAGGGGUGCCAUGGGAAUCUGCACCUCCAAGCCCCCCACCAAACCCAACCCCUACGCCACCAGACACCCCUCUGCCGGAGCCCCAGAGGAGGAGGAGGAGCCCCGACCUCCUGUAACGCCCGCCAACGUCGAUAAUCAUGAUGCCACCGAAGCGGCAGUGAAGAAGUCGCCCUUCUUCCCCUUCUACAGCCCCAGCCCGGCGCGCUACUUUCUGUCCAAGAAGUCGCCCGCGCCGUCGUCGGCAAGCGCUAACUCCACCCCGCGGAGGCUGCUCAGGCGGGCCUUCCCGCCGCCAUCACCAGCCAAGCACAUAAAGGCGGUGCUUGCGCGGCGGCGCGGCUGGGCGAAGCCGGGGAGCGGGUCGGCGAUAGCAGAUGGGGAGGAGGGCGAGGCGGCGGCGCUCGAUAAGAGCUUCGGGUUCUCGAAACAGUUUACUAGCCGGUAUGAAGUUGGAGAGGAGGUGGGGCGAGGCCAUUUCGGGUACACUUGCUCCGCCAUGCCUAAGAAGGGCGACCUCAAGGGACAACGUGUCGCCGUCAAAGUCAUCCCCAAAGCCAAGAUGACAUCGGCUAUUGCAAUUGAGGAUGUUAGAAGGGAGGUGAAGAUACUGCAAGCAUUAAAAGGACACAACAAUCUCGUGCAAUUCUACGAUGCAUUUGAAGACCAUGAUAAUGUCUAUAUAGUAAUGGAGUUAUGUGCGGGAGGGGAACUUUUGGAUAGAAUACUCUCAAGGGGUGGGAAAUACUCUGAGGAUGAUGCAAAGGCUGUCAUGGUACAAAUUUUAGAUGUUGUUGCAUUUUGUCAUCUCCAAGGUGUUGUACACCGGGAUCUAAAACCAGAGAAUUUUUUGUUUGUCUCCAAGGAUGAGCACUCCCAGUUAAAAGCUAUAGAUUUUGGGUUAUCAGAUUUUGUCAGGCCAGAUGAAAGACUCAAUGAUAUUGUUGGAAGUGCAUACUAUGUGGCGCCUGAAGUCUUUUACAGAUCUUACAGUACUGAAGCCGAUGUGUGGAGUAUAGGAGUGAUAGCAUAUAUUCUUCUGUGUGGCAGUCGCCCAUUUUGGGCCCGAACUGAGUCUGGGAUUUUUAGGGCAGUCCUAAGGGCUGAUCCAAGUUUUGAUGAAGCUCCUUGGCCUUCCUUAUCUUCAGAGGCUAAGGAUUUUGUUAAGCGUCUACUAAGCAAAGAUCCUAGGAAGAGGAUGAGUGCUGCUCAGGCUUUAAGUCACCCUUGGAUUCGGAAUUAUAAUGAUGUAAAAGUCCCUCUUGAUGUUCAUAUAUUCAGAUUACUGAAGGCAUAUAUGCGAUCUUCAUCUUUGCGUAAGGCUGCUCUGAGGGCAUUGUCUAAAACAUUGGUUGUGGAUGAACUCUCCUAUCUCAAGGAGCAAUUUGCGCUUUUAGAGCCAAACAAAAAUGGCUGCAUAACCAUAGACAGUAUUAGGAUGGCCUUGACGAAAAACAUGACAGAUGCAUUAAGGGAGUCACGCAUUCCUGAUUUCCUUUCCUCGCUAAAUGCACUACAAUACAGAAGAAUGGACUUUGAAGAAUUUUGUGCAGCUGCGUUGAGUGUCCAUCAGCUGGAGGCUCUGGAUCAGUGGGAACAACAUGCUCGUUGUGCAUAUGAAAUAUUUGAGAAGAAUGGAAAUAGGGCUAUUGUCAUUGAGGAACUUGCUUCGGAGCUUAGCCUCGGCCCCUCAGUUCCGGUUCAUGCUGUUCUUCAUGACUGGAUACGGCACACGGAUGGAAAGCUGAGCUUCCACGGCUUUGUCAAAUUGUUGCACGGUCCAUCCAGCCGAACCCUCACCAAGGCACAGUAAGGGCUAAGCGCUCUUGAAAGAGCUGCUAAGUGUUGGGACUUUCCUGUGCUCCAUGGCUGUGAUGAAAAACGCGAGCCAGAGGAGCUUGGAUUCAUCAUACAGAGUUGGCUUUGGCACUCUGGAAAGCUUUGACCAACCCCACUACAGUUUGCUUUUCCCCCAAAUAUGAGUUCGAGUUCGAGUUCGAGUUCAUCAUUCUUGUGCUUGCUCCCCAUUUUCAUGCCAAAGGCAGCAGAGUCGUAGUAAUACUAGGCGUAAACCGUCAAGUAGCUGUUGAAGUGUAUUUAUUUUGGAAGAGGAUUCCACUGUGAGUUGGGGUGUCUCUGAUUUAAUGUAAUUAUUAUUGUGCAACAGAUUCGUCUGAAAAUGCUUGAUUUUACUUAUUGACACUUAUAAUAUAAGGGUUCAUUAUUGUGGGG